Thlaspi arvense is the source of this 1206-nucleotide messenger RNA. NCBI's taxonomy places the organism in Eukaryota, Viridiplantae, Streptophyta, Magnoliopsida, Brassicales, Brassicaceae. The record is from the annotation of a GenBank genome assembly.
CGACGAGGCGAUAUUUUGUGAGAAGGAAGACAUGUGGAGAAGUAAGGUUGGGGGAAUAAAGACUGCACACGAGACGUGAGCAAAAAGGGGAAUCUCUUGGGAUCUGUAAAUAGGGGGCGGGUUUGUUAUUUGAUUUUUCAUCACGGAGUUGAUCAUUGGGGAGGGUGAGGAGAGAGAGAGAGAGUCUUUCCUAUUGAUUCUCUGUUCUUGUAAACACUUAUUUGAUCGAUUCAAUUAAACUGCUAAAGGCUGAUCUUCUGGAGGACGAACUCGAGUAUUUAGACUCCAUUGAUCACUCUAUCCCAGAAAGAGUUAUGUGUGAGAGAGAGAGAGUAUGUUUGAGGAGACUUCCUCGGAGGAUGAUAAUUCGUAUAAGAACUUGAGCAAAGAAGCUUUGAGAGAGAUGAUGUCUUCCUGCAGGAGAUUGUGUGGUGAGUGUCUCGAUGCUCUGAGUCUCCUAGAGCUGCAGUCACUUGAAAGUAUGCUUCGCCAUGGCAAGCACAGGGUUUUAUAUAAACUAAAAAAGAAGAUGAUAGAGCAGGAGGAAGAGGAAAAGAGGCUGGUCAAGGAUCUGGAUACAUAUACUGGGAAACAGUUGAUUCGGAGAAAGAGGAAUGAGGGAUGUAGAAUUCAGUUAGAUGCCUCCAAUAGUAGAAAGUUAAAUAGAGGGCGAGAGAGAAGCGGAGCAGUUAAACAAUACAGCUCUGAAGGAAGACAAGACUGGGAUGAUCAUCUAGAACUGAUGCGAAGCAUUAGGAGCAUGAAGUGGGAUAUUCAGAAAUUGCAGGUUUUGAACGGGAGAAUGUGCGGUUAUGAGAUUGAGAUUGACGGUCUGGAUUACUUUGAGCUGAAGGUGCUUAUAAAUGAGAUUCUUGAGGGUAGGUGUAACGUGUGGCCCCUGACAAGGAGAAAACAACACCAAGCAAAGGCAUGGCUGGGAGAAAUAGAAUCUGAACCAACGCUACAAGAAGAAGAUGAUGAUGCAUUGGUAUGUAUAAUAUUUACACAUGGCACCCAGAGUGCACUUGCUGUCCUUUUUUCAAUUCAAAUUGUGUUUCCCAUGCUUGCAGAAGCUUGAGACACAGCUUUUGAACGAGUAUGACUCGACAAAUUGGAGAAACUUGUGAUACGUGUAAGGGUCAAAGACGCGUUGUAACCGAGAUUUAUGAAUACUUUCUUAAUGAAUUGAUCAAUUCGUGUUUACAA